CGGAGACGGUAUUUUGGGACAGCUCGUUCAAUGUCCCCGCCGUUUUUUGUUGCGAAUAUUGUGCGUGGCUUCUGCUAGUGUAGCACGGGAGCUGACGUUAAUCAGCAUUAUGACUGAAUCGUGGAUAUUUGGACCUGAUAAACUGACGUGCGGCACACCUCAAGAUGGCAGCCUCUGAAGAUAUCCAGGUCAAGGAGCUUGACAAGCGGGCCUCUGGCCAGGCCUUUGAGGUCAUUCUGGGUGCUCCUGCUCCAGAUACCAAGGGCGAGUUCCCGCUGUCUCCCCCCAAGAAGAAGGAUGUCUCACUGGAGGAGAUUCAGAGGAAGCUGGAAGCUGCAGAGGAGAGACGCAAGAACCAUGAAGCAGAGGUUCUGAAGCACUUGGCUGAGAAGCGUGAGCAUGAAAAGGAAGUGCAACAGAAAGCUGCGGAGGAGAACAACAACUUCAGCAAGAUGGCAGAGGAGAAGCUGAAUCAGAAGAUGGAGGCCAACAAGGAGAACCGCACAGCAAUCAUGGCAGCGAUGAAUGAGAAAUUCAAGGAGAAGGACAAGAAGUUGGAAGAGGUUCGAAAGAACAAGGAAACCAAAGAUCCCAACUCAGAAGAAGGCACUUCGGAAGACUGAAAUCUGGAAAUGGGGGAUUGUAUAGGGUUUUUUACGUAUCCAAAGAUUGAUUUAUUUUUUGUUGUAUUCACUACCCACCUUUUUGAAAUAAGAAAUACAGGUUCCACUUUGACUUUUUCAAUUCUCCUGCUAUAAAGUGUACUUGCGCUGUUUUACAUGUGCAUCAUCCCCCUGUAAUCCAUUUGAUAUGUAGCUUGUCAGUUCAGCUUCUGCCCUUUUUUGAAAACUAGCAGUGUAGACUUUUUGAGGAAGCAUGCUCCUAUGCAUAGGUCUUUUUAUCAUACCUAUUUCAAAGUGUGUUUUGAGAACGUCCCUGUGAACUACACCAGUUCUUGGCACUAACUGUACAUCUAAAAACAAACUAGCACAAGGUUUGAUGGAGGCUUCAGCUGUUACAUGUGCAGGUGUUUAGUGCAGCUUUCGCUACCCAGAUUCUUCUAGCUGUUCUCGCAGAUCAUGUUUUGUGCUGCUGCCAACGCUGUGAAUUAACAUGCCAGACAUGGAAAUGGAUAUCACCUAGAACACCAUGAACAGGGGUCUACAGAUGGAAUGCAAGAGAGCAAUACACUUUGGCAUCUCAAUAGAUACGCUGGCUAGUUGACUUGAACUGUUGUACUAAACUAAAUAAAAAUGUAAACAUGAUUUUCUGUUGAAA
This is a messenger RNA of Monopterus albus (swamp eel), 1278 nucleotides long. It is a transcript of the gene stmn1a, whose product is annotated as stathmin 1a. Gene Ontology annotation, molecular function: tubulin binding. Gene Ontology annotation, cellular component: cytoplasm; neuron projection. The transcript is spliced from 5 exons. Gene Ontology annotation, biological process: neuron projection development; microtubule depolymerization; regulation of microtubule polymerization or depolymerization. Bases 165 to 623 code for a protein of 152 amino acids. The record is from RefSeq and is a predicted model, not a curated record. NCBI's taxonomy places the organism in Eukaryota, Metazoa, Chordata, Actinopteri, Synbranchiformes, Synbranchidae.